CCUCCCUCUUCCUCUCUGUCUCUGCUAGGUGCAGCAUGUAUGUGAGCGUGUGUGAGCCAGCAGAGCUGCCUGUGUGUUUACAUGUCAGCCUAUCAGUGCUGCCGGAUUUAGCGCAUCUGGAGAGGACGGAGGCAUUUUCUCAAAUGCCCCUCAGACAAGGGAUUCACAUCUCUGCAUAUAUCCCUCUUUCCCAUUUGAAUCUAGCCUGUCUUGAAUCCUGCAUCCCUGUCUCCAUGCUUUCGGAGGCAUUUUGAAUUUCCUUGGCAACAUGGAGCUGCCUGAAUUAGAAUUCUCUGCAUGACAGUCCUGGUAAGCAGUAGGAUGGUGUUUGGAGAGGCAGGAGGGCACAGCUACUUGGUGGCGUGCUGGCAGCCCAUCCUGUUCCUGAUGCUGGGCACCGUCCUUUCUGGCUCCACCACUGGUUGCCCUUCCAGAUGUGACUGCAACGCUCAGGAGCGUUCAGUCGUGUGCCAUCGACGGAGACUGGCAAGUCUUCCUGAGGGCAUCCCCACUGAAACGAGGCUGUUAGACCUCAGCAAGAACCGUCUGAAGACCCUGGGGCCUGAGGAGUUCAUUAAUUAUCCUCAGCUGGAGGAACUGCAACUUAACGAAAACGCAAUUUCUUCCAUUGAGCCUGGGGCUUUUGGCAACCUCAUGAACCUUCGGACGCUAGGUUUGCGCAACAAUGAGCUAAAGCUUAUUCAGCUAGGGGUGUUCACAGGCCUGAACAACCUCACCCAGCUGGAUAUAAGUGAGAACAAAAUUGUCAUUCUGCUCGAUUAUAUGUUCCAGGAGUUGUACAACCUGAGGGCUCUGGAAGUUGGUGACAAUGACCUCGUUUUUAUCUCACCCCGAUCAUUUCACGGACUCAGCAACCUUGAAAGUCUCAAUAUUGAGGGAUACAAUCUGGCCUCAGUGCCCACUGAUGCCCUUAGCCAUUUGCAUAACCUGUUGUCGCUUCGAUUACGCUAUCUCAACGUCACUGUCAUAAGGGAUUACUCCUUUAAGAGGCUAUAUCGACUAAGAGUACUGGAGAUAUCUCACAUGCCUUCUCUGGAUACCAUGACCCCAAAAUGCUUGUUCGGACUCAAUCUCACUUCAUUAUCCAUCACAAAUUGUAAUCUUACUGUCAUCCCCUACCAAGCUGUCAGUCACCUGAGAUAUCUUCGUUUUCUCAAUCUGUCUUUCAAUCCCAUUCACACUGUGGAAGGGAACCAGCUGUUCAAUCUACAGAAGCUCCAGGCUUUUCAUUUGGCUGGUGGAAAAUUAGUUGCCAUUGAGCCCUACUCCUUCAAAGGCCUCAACCACCUCCGUGUACUCAAUGUAUCCAGCAAUGCCUUGAGCACUCUGGAGGAGUCUGUUUUUCACUCAGUUGGAAACCUGGAGACACUGGCAUUGUAUGACAACCCACUGGCCUGCGACUGUCGUUUGCUCUGGGUCUUCCGUCGGCGAUGGAGGCUCAACUUCAACAGGCAACAGCCCAUGUGUGCUUCACCAGAGGUUGUGCAAGGAAAAGAGUUUAAGGAUUUUCCAGACAUACUCCCUCCUGACUAUUUCAACUGCAAAAAAUCAAAGAUCGAGGAUUACAAGGUUCAAGAAAGCCACGUAGACGAAGGAACUACAGUUCAUUUUGCUUGCCAGGCUGAGGGUGAUCCAGUUCCUGUGAUAAUGUGGCUGUCCCCAAAAAAGGAAUACAUCAGUACCAAAACGAUGAGGUCAAGACUUUCUGUGUCUAAUGACGGUACUUUGGAGGUGCGUUACGCCCAAAUCCAGGACAAUGGCACCUACACGUGCAUUGCAAGCAAUGCGGCAGGCAACGACACCAAAGCUGCUCACCUUUUUGUGCAUAGCUACUCCCCGAAUUGGCCCCACCAACCAAACAAGACAUUUGCCUUCAUUUCCAACCAGCCUAGCGAUGAAGGUGCUAAUGUGACCCGGGCCACAGUUCCAUUUCCAUUUGAUGUAAAGACACUUAUUAUUGCAACCACCAUGGGAUUUAUCUCUUUCCUUGGAGUGGUCCUCUUCUGUCUUGUAAUAUUGUUCCUCUGGAGUAGAGGGAAAGACAAUACAAAGUCAAGUAUAGAGGUUGAAUAUGUGCCACGUAAAGAGGAAACAGAGGAGGCCAGCCCAACUGAGGCCCCAGUACAGUUCAACAUGAAAAUCAUGUGAACCUCAAAAGGACAUCAUGUAAGCUUACAAACUGCAGUCGAGAUGCAUACUAUACUUGCUUCAAAUAUGUACUCUCUUUAUGAGCGAUAGAAAUUGCACAGCAGAAACGCAUCUUGACUAUAUACCCUAGACUUUUUUCUUUCUUUUUUUUACUUCAGGGACUGAACCUUUCAAAACAAAAAAUGUGUGAAUUUGAAAUAUUCUAAUUUCUGUAAAUUUGUAUUGGCAAUACUCAAUCAGUAUGUUAACAUGCACUCAUUAAUUUUGUGUGUCUAACAAAAUUGAGGCAAUAUUUUAAACAAAGCACAUGGACUACAGUUUACAAGAUAGAGGGAUUACUAUCUGGAAGGACUGGGAGAUUAACCUGCAAGUCGUUCUAUCUGCAGAAAAAAGACUUGUUGUUAGCAUCUUGUUCCUGUUUGCUGAUUUCUGCUUUGAUGGAUAAACAAAGCACAGUAACCAAUUAUUAGAGCCCAGGUUCUGCUUCUUACAGGGCAAAGUUGAAAGCUGCUUCCUUUUGUCCCAUCACUAGCAGCUGACAAGUAAGACUUGAUAUUUUUAAUUUUAGAUAUCCAGAAAAAACAGAAGAAAGUGAGAAUAGUUAACACUGCUAAAUUUGACAGAUAAAGAAGCAAGUCAUUUUUACACACAGUAAGUAUAAAAAAAAAUCAGAAGGUCAUAUGAGGACAAAGAAGUUGUAAUUUUACCAGAAAGCACAUUUUUGCAUCCCGUUUCUCUGAAAUUUAAACAUCAUUAAGAAUCAGUUGGCAGGUUAGAGACAGAGGAAGUAAGUGUUCUUCACCACCUGCUGUGUGUCAGUGAGCUGUGGCCUUUUAACUAUUUUCCAAAAUCAUUAAAUUGUGUUUUGAAGUUUUCUCUGUGUUCUCUGCUAUGUUUUUCCUUUAGAAGCCAUGUCUAAACACUUCAAAUGCUAGGUUGCAUCGCAAUUAAUUGUCACAGACAAGUCAUUUUUGUGAACUGGCUCAUUUUUACUGUGUCAUGAAGUUUCAAUACCUGGUGUGUUUCCUUUACCAGGUGAUGGUCAAAUUAGAAGUGUGCAUGUUAACACACUGAAUAAGAAAAAUAAGCCACAGUUUGUGCUCCUUUCAGCCAACAAAAGGAAGUUUGUCAUUAAAUGUAUUGACUUGUUGCGGUAUACAUAUUUUUUCCUGUAUUUUAUUCUUCCUUGUACAUUACGCUAUGGCACAAUAUGAAUGCUUUUGAUGGCUGGGUUUUGAACAUAUUAAAAUCUAAAGAGCAGAUUAAAUAACCAGUUUUUAAUUUAACUAAACUGAAAAAGAAUGGUAUUUGACGACUGUCUUCACAUUACUCUAGUAACAAUUUAUCAUCAAAUAAUAAAAAGUGUAUUCGUUUACCUAUUUGGCAGCUUAAGAGUCAUGAGCACUUGAUCCAAGUCCUGAGAUUUUAUUGUCACCUUAGAUAUGAAAAGUGGUGGCAUUAUUAAUUUGUUGCCUUAAGUACCCAUUUUCCAGCAUUCAGCUGAGCAAUACUCAGUAUUUUGGUACAAAAUGGAGUUUUAUGCCUCAUAAGGACUUUACAUUGUCUAAUUCCGUUCACAGUUGACGUCUGCUCUGAAGAUAAUGUGUUCAUUAACUCUUAAUAUACUUGACUGAAUGGAUGGAGAGAUGGAAAUUCUAUUAAAAUAAAGAACAUUUUA
Molecule: messenger RNA, 3847 nt
Organism: Oreochromis niloticus (Nile tilapia)
Lineage: Eukaryota; Metazoa; Chordata; Actinopteri; Cichliformes; Cichlidae
Gene: lingo1b
Product: leucine rich repeat and Ig domain containing 1b
Exons: 2
Coding region: 298-2169 (623 amino acids)
Cellular component (GO): plasma membrane
Molecular function (GO): protein binding
Source: RefSeq, a predicted model, not a curated record